UGAAGGUCAAAUUAUCACAUAACCUUAAAAAUUUCGUAACAUUGAGUUCUUUAAUGUGCGCUUUUGCACGCUUGAAAAUAGUGAUAGUGAUUGUGCAUAAUUAUAAUAAUUAAUGUGUUGUGCCGGGCAUAAUGUACGAACAACUGAAGGGUACCAAACUGCGGCAGUUUCUAAUUCUGCACUGCAGAAUAAUCUUGUACAUAUCUGGCAUUCACUAUCCAAAGUGGCCAAAGUACAUUUACCCAAUUUUCAUGCUACUAAAGUACAUAAAACUUAGAAAAGCAAAGACACACUUCAAGUUACAUGCCGUGCCGACAAAUUUUAUUGUCCACACAACAUCUAAUAAUCAUUUAGUGGAUGCUAACAACUGUAUUCUAAUUAAUUUAAUGUAUCACAGUGCCAUUUUAAAUUCAGCUGAGUUUGCUCAAUUAAAAUUUGGUAAUCUAACUAGACUGGUGCAGGUUGUACCCACAGAGGCAUUAGAAUUAAAUUCUAAUGAAAUCCUGGUGAGUUACACAUUGAAACACAAUUUGAAGAAUAUUGGCUGUGAUGAUACCAUGAAAACAUGCCAGGUGUUGCCAGUAAAUAUAAAUAUCAUUAAAACUGCUGCAGAAGUGCAUUUGGCUGGUGUAACCUGCCAACAAGUACUAGCAAAUUCGGUCACUGACAUUAUAUUGAAGAGUUACUUUAGAAAUCCGAAACUUGUCUACAAAAACGAUUUGAUUCCUAUAAGUUUAAAGCAGCAUGCUGCUGAAUUCCACUAUACAAAUUUAACUUGCAAUGAAGUAGAUGAAAUGUACUUCAAGUGUCAGCAGAUUAGUAUUGAAGGUGUUAGUGAUUGCAUUGAUGGAUAUUUUUGUGUAGUUGGAGGAACUACUUUAACAUUGGCAGCUGAAAUUCAAUCAAGUUUGCCUCAAACAGUCAAUAUUAUGAGACAGAACUUGUGUGAUAGUAAACAUGACCAACUUGUGAUUAAUUCAUGCCCGUAUGGGCUUGAAACGUACUUAAACAAGCUUGAAAUUGCUUCAAAACCUUUUUUAAACAAUGUGAAAUUAAAGUUAAAUCCAAUGUUUUUAAUAACGGGCCCAAAAGGCAGCGGCAAAGCCCAGAUUUUAUCCAGUUUGAGUCAAAAGUUGGGGAUGAAGAUGUGCCGUGUUAGCAAUGUCGACCUCAGUGCGCAGGCGUACGCACAGACUGAAAUUAAAAUUAAGAACGCCAUGUUUCGCGCAAAAGUUUGCGCGCCUUGCAUGCUGGUUAUAAAUAAUUUUGAGGAGUUUUGUAAAAACAACGAAGGACAACACGAUCCACGCAUCAUAAAUCAUUUCAAAACCGAACUUGAUCUUCUAUUUUCGUCAACUGAACAACCAAUUGUUUUAAUUUGUGUGAGUAAUUCAAAAGAAUUACCAUCUGACUUGGGGCGCAUGUUGGAAACUAUCAAAAUAAACGCUCCUAGUCAAGAAGAACGCGAAUUACUUCUUAGCUGGAUUCUUGCCAAUGAAAGUUUAACCUCUGAUUAUGUCAAAGACAUUGCUGCAAAAACUCACGGUUUUUUGUUUGAAGAUUUGAAGGCGUUAGUUCAUUUUGCAAAUGGCCGCCAAGUUGUUACUGCAAACGAUUUUGAAUCCGCGUUAGACAUAAUGCAAAAUAGUUAUACUGAAAGUUUGGGAGCGCCUAAAGUUCCGAAAGUGCAAUGGUCCGAUGUGGGUGGCUUGGAGGACGUUAAACAGGAAAUUAUCAAAACGAUAAAUUUACCGCUUAAACAUCCAGAACUGCUGAAAACUGGUUUAAAACGUUCGGGUAUUUUAUUAUAUGGUCCGCCGGGCACUGGAAAAACUCUCAUGGCCAAGGCAGUUGCCACCGAAUGCGGUUUAUGUUUUCUUUCUGUCAAAGGACCUGAGUUAUUGAACAUGUACGUAGGACAAUCAGAACAAAACGUCCGGGAAGUUUUUGAAAAGGCGCGUUCCGCCGCACCAUGCAUCAUAUUUUUUGAUGAACUGGAUUCCCUAGCUCCGAAUCGUGGUAUUUCCGGUGAUUCCGGCGGUGUAAUGGACCGCGUCGUUUCACAACUUUUAUCAGAGAUGGAUGGACUUAAUCAAAACGCAACUAUAUUUGUUAUUGGGGCUACAAAUCGCCCGGAUUUAAUUGAUCCGGCUUUAUUACGUCCCGGCAGGUUUGAUAAACUGUUAUACGUUGGGCCCUGCACUGAUGCAUCUGCAAAACUCGGCGUUCUUCGUGCCUUGACUCGCAAAUUUAAGUUUUCUGACAAAUUGAGUUUGGAAAAAGUCGUCAAGACGUGCCCUGCAAAUAUUACAGGCGCAGAUUUCUACGGGAUUUGUUCCAGUGCUUGGAUGUCAGCCGCCAGUCGAUUAAUACGAAAAAUCGAAAAAGGAAAACUUGCAGGCAGUGAAAAUCUAACGCAGAAUGAUGUUAUCGUCACUUUUAAAGAUUUUGACGAUGCUAUUAAGAGUACGAAACCUUCGGUAAAUGCUUCCGACAUGGCGUACUUCGAGAAACUUCGGCAUGAACUGAGCACGAAAUAAAACGGUAUGAUAAUUUUCUCUUUAUAUAUAUUAAAUUUGCAAAUUUCAUACGAAUUUAUCAUAUUUGCUACGUAUACACUAUUCUAAAUACGUCUGGGUCAAAUAUCACAAAAGUAUCCACAUGGCUUUUUUUGGUGUGUGGAUUAUGUUUUACAGUUAAGUAGAGUCGGACAUAUUAUAUCACAUAUCACAAUUUUGCGCGUCGACAGUCAUGUUAGUCAGUCCAGUAUAAAUAAAUAAAUACGUUUUUAACAUUAA
Dalotia coriaria is the source of this 2798-nucleotide messenger RNA. RefSeq names its product peroxisomal ATPase PEX6-like. Gene Ontology annotation, molecular function: ATP binding; ATP hydrolysis activity. Gene Ontology annotation, cellular component: peroxisomal membrane; cytosol. Gene Ontology annotation, biological process: protein import into peroxisome matrix. Lineage: Eukaryota; Metazoa; Arthropoda; Insecta; Coleoptera; Staphylinidae. The record is from RefSeq and is a predicted model, not a curated record.